Paramecium tetraurelia is the source of this 640-nucleotide messenger RNA. RefSeq lists its product as uncharacterized. Lineage: Eukaryota; Ciliophora; Oligohymenophorea; Peniculida; Parameciidae. The record is from RefSeq and is a predicted model, not a curated record. The transcript is spliced from 4 exons.
AUGAGAAAAAAACCUAGUUCACCCUACGCUGAAUUAAUCGAAGCAAAUAAAAAAAUAUCAUAAGAGGAUGGCAAAUAUUUAGAUUACUCCAACUUACCUAAACCUUAUAGUUAAUCAUUUUAACAACUUACUUAAUUUCGUAUUCCAUAAUAUUUUGAGCUAUUACAUCGUAAGAAUUAAAAGAAAACUGAAAUUCAUCAAGAAUUCAAUUAACCUAAUGUCAACCAAAACAAUAAUUCAACUCAGCCAUAUCUAAAAAGACAACAAUAGAAAAUAAUAAAAAGAAAGCCCUUUUCAAUGAGUAGGUUUUAAACUGCAUAAUUAGAGAGUAAUUAGAUCUCUUCAGGUUCUUUUAAUAGAGCAAAUUAUACUCUCAAUAAAAUCUUAAGUAGUCUCCCUAUGAGCCAAUUACAUUAAAUUCAUGAGGCAAAGCAGGAAAACAUCCAGGCAUUGAUUUAAAAAAAAAGUAAUAAACAAAGGAGAAUGGUUACACCAAAAUAUAAUCUUAGAACAGACUCUUAAAUGGCAAAAUUUUUUGGAUCAUCAAAUAUUUUCCCGACUUUGUCUACCUUUAGAUUAAAAACCCUUUAAUGAUUUUAAGAUGACAUUUAAUUAAAAACCUUAUAAAAUUUCUUUUAAA